CAUGCCCCUGGAUCACAAGUUGUUAGCUGGGAAGGAUCAAAUGAUAUUUUGCUGAUUGCAUGAUUAUUAUUCAUGCAAGGGUGUGAAUUUGUUCCCUGGGAUUGGGAGAUGUAGGUCCCAAGAAAAAAAAAACUGCAAAAUAGGUUUGGGUAGGAUGAUAUCCCUUUUCCUAUUCUUACAAUGGCCUUACUUUUCAAGUAGUCAGCAAACCCCUCUACUUUCAAAUUAAAGUCUGCUAACUGACAACCAUAAGCUUGGCAACCUCAAGCUCCCCUCUUCCGACCAGUGAAGCCAGUUUUGGUUUCGAAAAAUAUUUCUGCCCCAACAAACAAAAUAUUUUGUCACAGAACUCCAGGGAAGUAAUUGGCCAGAUUAAAAUUAGUAAAUUACGGCAUUUGAAAAUUCUGGCAGUAGUAUUUGGCGUGUUGGGAGUAAUAAGACUCAAACCCAGGACGAAAGCAGCAAAUGUAGAAACUUGCUCUACCAUCGCGGCACGAUAGGAUUUGUGUUUGCUGCCAGUCACUCUCUUCAAAAUCAUAUUAACCCAAGUUUUUCAAAUUAGAGUGGUUUUAGUAGCCAAAAUGGACUUCUUCCAACCAAAAUCAUUGAUUUCAGGAGUUCUGCCAGAACUUUCACUGAUUUUUCUCUUAUCCCAAUCAUGAGAGGGAUUGGCAUUUGCAGAUACUUUUACCCCAACUUAGUCCAGUGGAACUACAAAACCUAGCUUGGGCUUACCUUUGUAUGUUCUUGGCUAAUCAAUGCCUUGAGGGAUAUUAAUGAUAGCAGGGUAUGAUUUGUGGUGAAUUAAGUCAGAGCUAGCAUUACGUUCUUGAAUGGCCAAGCGAAGUAACGGGGAAGCUGACCAGGUGCGAGGAUCCUUACGCGUUCACGUCAGCGUACAGAGAGCCCCUGUUGUCGGAGAGAGAAAGCCAAUGUGGAUCAAUUGAUCGGUACCUUUUGCUGUCCUAGCUUUGUGGCCAUACAUUUCCCUGACACAAGAUUUAGACAAUACUUUCAAGUUGGCUGAAGCUGCUGGGAUCAUACUGUUUCUUAAGAGCUUUAGACCCAUUUGGACAAUCGAAUGGCAAUUUUCUAAUAUAAAGGCAGAGAACCUUUAUAACGUGUUUUCACAUGUUUAGCAUUAUGUGAUGGAUCCUCGAUUUGACAAAAUAUCUAGAAGAAAAGGCUGGAAUCUCAGAAGCUCUGUACUCUAGAAUCAUCGUUAUUGGAUUGUUUUCUGAACAAAGGUUAAGUAUAUCAGCGGGGGAGUAGCUAGAAAUAUUGCUGAGUGCAUGGCUAAGCUUGGGACUCAACCGCUCAUGAUUAGUGUUGUUGGAAGUGAUAUGGCAGGGGAUUUCUUACUGAAGUACUGGAGGUCAGCUGGACUAUGUACAGAUGGAAUACUGCAGGUUCAUGAUGUUACAACCCCAGUAGUAUCAAAUGUAUUUGAUGGGAAUGGAGAAUUAAUUGCUGCCGUCGCGAGUGUUCAAGCAGUUGAAACUUUUCUUACCCCAAGUUGGAUAUAUCAGUUCCGUCGCCAUAUCUCUAAUGCACCUCUACUAAUGCUUGAUGCCAAUUUAUCUCCUCAGUCACUUCAAGCUGCUUGCAAAAUAGCAUAUGAAUCAGGGGUGCCCGUGUUGUUUGAGCCUGUCUCGGUGGUAAAGAGUUCAAGAAUUGCGCCAAUUGCAGAGCAUAUAACUUGCACUUCCCCAAAUGAGAUUGAGCUUGUUGCAAUGGCAAACGCGCUGUCUACUCCAGGGAAAUAUAAUUUUGUCAAACUUGAUCAGUGCAACAACAAUAUGGAAGCUGUAGAUUAUUUGUUUGAAAUGCUCAGCCCAGCGAUGUUUUUUCUUCUCGAAAAGGGUAUCAAGCUUCUUCUGGUGACACUUGGCUCGAACGGUGUUUUCAUAUGUUGCAAAGAGCACGUUAACAUCGUUAAGGAUCAGCAAAAGUGUAACAUGACGACUUUCUCAUCCCAGCUACUUGAAAAAUUGGAGGGCUGUUUUCCACCCAGCAUGCCUGUUAAUUUGUCUGGAGAAGGCUCUUCCAGAACUUGUGUUUUCCAUUUACCUGCAACAUCUGCCUCGGUUAUCAGCCUCACAGGUGCUGGCGAUUGUUUGAUUGGUGGAGUCCUUUCAUCUCUAUGUGGAGGAUUGAAUAUUAUGCAAAGUGUGGCAGUUGGGAUUGCUACAGCAAAGGCAUCUGUUGAAUCGGAAGCUAACAUACCUGCCAAAUUUUCUGCUGAAAGCAUUGCAGAUGAGGCAAGGAGGACAUUGCUAUCUGCUAAACAGAUUUGGUGCCAAUAAGAACAGAAGAACACCGCAAGGAUUUGUUUCGCACUCAGCUUAUCUUUCUCAUGUCAGAAUUGUUUUCUUGUUCUGAAUGGACACAUGGUUUGGAAUUACACUGUUGCAGCACGAUGGUUUCUAUUGGAAAAAAUGUUGUAACAAAUGGUUGUUAGUUCCUGGAGAUACAUCCUUCUGAUCGAUCCAUGUUUGUGUUUUCCUCAUUGUUAUUUGUUCCGAAUUCUGAUC
Molecule: messenger RNA, 2534 nt
Organism: Lolium rigidum
Lineage: Eukaryota; Viridiplantae; Streptophyta; Magnoliopsida; Poales; Poaceae
Product: pseudouridine kinase-like
Exons: 8
Coding region: 1293-2306 (337 amino acids)
Molecular function (GO): kinase activity
Source: RefSeq, a predicted model, not a curated record